This is a messenger RNA of Angiostrongylus costaricensis, 1302 nucleotides long. NCBI's taxonomy places the organism in Eukaryota, Metazoa, Nematoda, Chromadorea, Rhabditida, Metastrongylidae. The record is from the annotation of a GenBank genome assembly.
AUGGACACACUCAACAAAGACUGCCUGUCGCAAAUAUUCCUAAAUCUAGACUUUACUGAAAGAGUCCGACUUGAACAUGUUUGCCGUAUGUUCCACUAUGUGCUGCAGCAACAGUCCACGUUUUCGGAUACCGUAAUAUUGGAUAUUUCACAGUUUCUCAUAAACACUUCUACUGAUUAUUACCAACAGCGGCACUUUGUCAAGGACAGUCUGAGCUUUUUGCCUACGGUAGUGGGAGUAAUUACGAGAUGCGGUUCUUAUGUGGAACAGCUGAGUUUCGGUCAGAGAUGGCUACGCAUUUCUCAACCAAUUAUCGACUGUAUUGCCAACAAUUGCAAUCGACUCAGUGUCGUAGAUUUUGGAGCCGUAAUUUUGGAUGCCGAUCUGAGUCCCAUAUUGGAUAGGAUGGCGCCACAACUACAAGAGUUCUCAUUAGAGGAAACCAGCUGGGUCAAUAUUGAAUAUGCUGAAAAGGUGAAGCGUAUUCAUUUUUGUGACCAAUUAAUGAAUUUUAAUAAAUCACGAACAAUCAAGUGUUUGUGCCAUAAUACAUUGUGGCAGAUUACUAGAGUGCAAGAAUAUUUCAAAUAUAUGAAGAGAUUACGGAAACUGAAUCUUCGUUCUGCUAUGUUCCGACUUACAAAACUUAACGAUUUACCAACAACUUUAGAGUAUCUGGAAAUCGGCGGCGCCCACUCAUUCCCUUCGGAAGUACUUGUUCAAUUCCUAGAAAACCAUGAGCAAUUAGAACAACUUCACGCGUCGCCUGUUCCAGUGCUCGAUCAAGAUAUUAUUUCGGCAAUAAGCUCAAUGAAGAAUUUACGGCACCUCUCACUCGGGCAUUCGUACAACACUAACCUGCAAUUCAACGAACUCUGUAAUCUCACGAAGUUGGAAAAUCUUCAUCUGAACGAAAUUGUGGUAGUUCUCGAACAAGAACAUAAAAUGAUUCUUCCUUUUCAGAAUAUUCACGGUUUAAAUGAUACAUCUCUUCGCGUCAUACUCUCCCGAGUUCAAAACAUAGAACAGAUCUCAUUGAUAAACUGCAAGAACAUACUCGACUACACAGCGCUUGGUUGUUGCGUUCAAUUGCACUCACUGGAGAUUCGGAACACGAUGCAACUCGCCAAUGAGGACAUCUAUGAGCUCUGUACAUAUGGAAAUCUUAAACGCCUUAUUCUUUCAAACUGCUUUAAUUUUUCUUCUAGAGGAGUGAACAUUGCACUGAUGAGAUGUCAGCUGAAAGAGGUAUGUGCAAUUAUGGCCAUUUAUUUAUUGCCAUUACGUCCAAAGUCUCGAUAA